AUGGCCAAUUCAGCACGCCGUGCGCUGUCCAAGUACAUAUACUGGACUGAAGACAUUGAACUCGCCAUUCUUCGCGAAGCAAUUCGGGUGGAGCCAUUUGCUGCCGAUCAUGGUGAGCUUUUAGCUCGUUGGACGUUGGUGGCUGCCGCCGUCGCAGAGCAGGAGCCACGAGUCACCCCACGUGCGGCCCGCGAGCACGUUUAUAUGUUGCUCAAGAAAUUCAAGGCAGACGACCAGGCCCAGCGACUCUCCAGUGGAACUGCGGAAGAAGUGACCGAGAAAGUCCAGCUCCUCCAAGACAUUGCGAUGCGGAUGGAUGAGGUGGCGUCGUCCAGGACGAUGAAGAAGACGAAGGAGACCGCGAAGCGAGACUUGCUGGAAACAACUGGCGAGAAGCUUUGCCGUGAAGCAGAA
This is a messenger RNA of Aphanomyces astaci, 414 nucleotides long. RefSeq lists its product as hypothetical. The record is from RefSeq and is a predicted model, not a curated record. The annotation marks the transcript as partial. NCBI's taxonomy places the organism in Eukaryota, Oomycota, Saprolegniomycetes, Saprolegniales, Verrucalvaceae. The transcript has a single exon.